AUGUUUCUCUACGUCGGGAAGCUAAACUGGAAUCAAGAUACGCAUCAAAAGGCCGAAGAUGAGUGUAUCACACUUGUCUUUCCUGUCGGCUUCGCUCUCAAUGACCCCGUGUCAGCAUACUGGCAAUGGACGGUUGACGCGUUUGGUGUUGAGAAAAGGAACACUUUCCAACUAGGAAAGAUCACCAGUGGGACCAAGACUAUAAACCAAUACGUUCACGUUCCGUUUGAGUACUUUUCCUUUGAUGCCAUCGUCUCGGCCGAUAUGAAAAAUUUGUCUCUCACCAUGUCGAACCCGGCAGGCGCACAGCAAAUGGUCUCGCUGUCUCUCCAAUACCGUGAUGCUGUACCGAGCCCUGAAACUUUGAUUUUCAUCGGAAAGCUCAACUGGUAUCAUUACAGCGUCAACGAGAUGGUGACUCUGGUUAUCCCCGGAAAUGUGGCGAACGGAGAAUCUGUGGUUCUCUGCCGUCAGUGGACUGUGGACGCCAAGGGAAAAGUUAAGCCCAAUACAAUCACGAUCAGCCAAAUGUCAAACGUUCGACCGGGUUCGACGGAUGGUUCCAUUAGCGCCACAGUCAGCAGCGGAUACUACACGUAUGACUUUACGCUAGUCGAUGGUCGCACCAAGCUUCGGCUUGCGAUGGCCAACCCGUCUGGUGACCGGAGAGGACCAUUCGAACUAGAGAAGGGGAGACAUGUGCGCAAGGACGUCGAGAGACUUACUGACGCUGAACGCGACCAGCUCAUCACCGCUUUUCGGGGCAUCCAAGCGAAAGAUCCCGACGACCCUCUUUCCUUCUUUCACAUUGCUAGUUUGCAUGGCCAGCCCUUUCGAGGUGCUGGAUACUCCAACUCGGCAUAUUGGGGAGGCUACUGCCACCAUGGAAACGUUCUCUUCCCUACAUGGCACCGAGCCUAUCUCCACUACUUUGAAAAGGCGCUCCGCAGCAUUGAGGGCUGUGAAACAGUGGCCAUGCCGUACUGGAACGAGCUAGGAAAGCCAUGCCUCCCGGACAUUAUCAAGCAAAUCACGUAUACCUACAAAAGCGGCAAAAACAGGGGAAAAACAAUCGACAACCCUCUGUACUCAUACAAAUUCCAACAAGGAUUCUUGGACAGACUGGCAAGACUCGCCGGGACCAAAGUUAUCGACUACCGCAAAUAUAAGGGUUAUGAGACCGUACGGUAUCCAUACUCCGGCCUGAUUGGUCCACAUGACAAGGAGGCAACGGACAAGCACAAUGCCGUUAUCAGCGCUAUGGGCCAAGAUGAAGUGAACAAAGAGCUGGAUGAUCAGGUCAAGAACUUCCUCGAUCACUUUGUAGAUAAGAAUAAUAAUGCGCACCCAGGAGCAGCGGAGGCGUACAACCUAUGCCUGUUUGCUCCCAACUACACCGUCUUCUCCAACACAACCUCAGCGUCCAAGUACAAUGACGAUCACACGGCCAACCUCGGGAUGCCGGUUACCGACGAGCAGAGCCCAACCAAAAACUUGGCCGUGUCCCUUGAACUGCCUCAUAAUUACAUGCACCUCGCCAUUGGCGGUUACGACUUGCCCGACAAUCCGGACCCGGCACAGAAAGGCGCCAAUGGCGAUAUGGGCGAGAAUGACACAGCGGCCUUUGAUCCCGUUUUCUACUUCCACCACUGCUUCAUCGACCGGGUCUUUUGGAGCUGGCAAACGCACCAUGACCAGACGUCUGCGCUUGCUGUUAAGCCCCUCUAUCCUGGCACGAGCCCUAUCGACAACCAGGGACCGACACCGGGCACGUCGGAUGGAACAUGGCUGGACAUGAACACGCCGCUAACGCCUUUCAAGGCGGACAAUGACACUGACCUACUAACUUCCAAUGAUUUGGCGGACAUUACAAAGGUCGGAUACGACUACGACAGCGUCAUCGACCUGCCAAAACGCGAUCCUCGACCAGCACGCGUGGUGCGUGUGUCCGGCAUCAAUCGCGGUCUCAUCGGCGGUUCCUUUGUUGUAUCCAUCAUGGGCAAGUCCAAUGUAGGGGCCGGGGAGCCCCAGCUAAUGGGCUACGAGCCCGUCUUUAGCAGGUGGCACGUGGCCGGGUGUGCCAACUGCCGCAACUCGCUGUCAGUGCCGAUGCACAUUCCCUGGGUGCAGUAUGCGCCCAGCCUUUCUGAGCCUCGCAAUGCACUGCCUGGUGGCAGUCAGCCUCUCAUUAUGAAGCCAAUCAACUUUCCUGACGCAAAAAGGUUCCAGUAUACAGUCUCUGUUGUUAGCAGUUCGGCAUCCGAAGAGGAGAGGGAGCACGUCGUAAGCGACGCUAUUUGUGAAGUCGGUUCGAUAAAUGUCUUGACUGCGUUUGCGUAG
Molecule: messenger RNA, 2340 nt
Organism: Grosmannia clavigera kw1407
Lineage: Eukaryota; Fungi; Ascomycota; Sordariomycetes; Ophiostomatales; Ophiostomataceae
Product: tyrosinase
Exons: 2
Coding region: 1-2340 (779 amino acids)
Molecular function (GO): oxidoreductase activity
Source: RefSeq, a predicted model, not a curated record